Molecule: messenger RNA, 500 nt
Organism: Merops nubicus (carmine bee-eater)
Lineage: Eukaryota; Metazoa; Chordata; Aves; Coraciiformes; Meropidae
Product: tumor necrosis factor receptor superfamily member 16-like
Exons: 2
Biological process (GO): Rho protein signal transduction
Cellular component (GO): cell surface; plasma membrane
Molecular function (GO): coreceptor activity; nerve growth factor binding; death receptor activity
Source: RefSeq, a predicted model, not a curated record
GUGGAACAGCUGCAAACAGAACAAGCAAGGGGCCAACAACCGCCCCGUCAACCAGACACCUUCUCCUGAGGGGGAGAAGCUGCACAGUGACAGUGGCAUCUCCGUGGACAGCCAGAGCUUGCACGACCAGCAGCCGCCCAGCCAGAGCACCCAGGGACCAGCACCCAAGGGAGAGGGGAACCUCUACGUCACCCUGCCAGCCAGCAAGCAGGAGGAGGUGGAGAAGCUGCUGAGCAGCUCCGCGGAAGAGACGUGGAGGAAGCUGGCCGGGGAGCUGGGCUACAAAGAGGACCUCAUAGACUCCUUCACCAGGGAGGAAUCCCCGGCCAGGGCUCUCCUGGCCGACUGGUCCUCCAAGGAGACAGCCACCCUGGACGUCCUGCUGGGAGCCCUGCAGAAGAUCCAGCGUGGGGACAUCGCCGAGAGCUUGUACAGCGAGUCCACGGCCACCUCUCCUGUCUGAAGGGUGGCCCGGGGUGGCCCCCCGGGGUCCCCUCCCC